Molecule: messenger RNA, 1170 nt
Organism: Lotus japonicus
Lineage: Eukaryota; Viridiplantae; Streptophyta; Magnoliopsida; Fabales; Fabaceae
Product: F-box protein CPR1-like
Exons: 3
Coding region: 1-1170 (389 amino acids)
Molecular function (GO): protein binding
Source: RefSeq, a predicted model, not a curated record
AUGAAAAACCCUCGUGAUGAUGCAAUUUUCCCUUUGGAUCUCUUGAUGGAAAUCUUGUCAUGGCUACCCGUGAAGACCCUCAUACGAUUCGCAUGCAUUUCCAAGUCAUUGAAAUCAUUGAUCUUCAAUGAUCCAUCAUUUGCGAAAUUGCACCUUAAUAGAUCCCCAAAAAAUACACACAUUCUCCUCAACAUAGAAGACGAACCCUACGAAUUUGAAAAUGAGGACAGUUGGGUUGUUCCAUGCUCUGUGGAUUGCUUGAUGGAGGAUCCUUCGUCCAUGAUUGAUGUUGAAGAGUGCUACUUUUUGAAGGGAAAUCAUUUGGUAAUUGGCUCCUGUAAUGGGUUGGUUUGUUUGGGAAACUUUUAUGAUGUUGGCCCAAUUGAAGAAUUUUGGGUUCAACUUUGGAAUCCGUCCACACACUUGAUGUCUAAGAAGUCACCAACCUUUCAUCUGAGCAUGCGAACUUCAAUGGAUGCUCCGCGGGGUAAAGUGAAUUUGGGGUUCGGCUAUGAUAGUUCACAUGAUACUUACAAGGUGAGUAAAUAUUUAAAGUGCUACCCUUUUGAAGAUAAUUAUUUGAGAAUUCAUAAUAGUGGUGGUGGUGCAUUGGGAUUGUACAGAGCAGAAAAUUAUGACAAGGGUGUAUUGUCUGUUAAAAAUAUGAAGGGUCCCGAAUAUCAAUGGGACAAUGUUACUCUCGAGCAGCUGAUUAUUGCUUCCUUUGACAUGAUUGAGGAGGUGUAUACAUAUCGGCCACUUCCCGAGGGUGUUACUGAGGUGCCUCAUUUUGAGCCAAGACUCGGGGUUCUUGAAAAUCACAUGUGUCUUUUUCAUGACCAUAAUAGAACUCAUUUAGUUGUGUGGAAAAUGAGAGAGUAUGGAGUUCGAGAGUCUUGGACUCGAUGGGUGAAAAUCAGUUAUGAGAAUCUUCGAUGUGAAGGUUUUUUGUAUAGGCCCUCGACAAUGGUCUUAUCUGAAGAUGGUGACAUCCUUUUGCUCGCAAAAAAUGGGGAUUUGGAGUUUAUCACGUAUGACAUCAGAGAUAAUAAUAUAGAGUAUAUUUCAAAUCCCAACAAAGAAUUUUGGUUGUAUGCUUUUGGUUAUGUUCAGAGUCUGGUUUCUCCUUGUCAAGACAAAGAAGAUGGACAAAAACGAGGGAGAAAAUAA